Messenger RNA from Plasmodium gallinaceum, 3330 nucleotides. Its product is annotated as ubiquitin-activating enzyme E1, putative. Bases 1 to 3330 code for a protein of 1109 amino acids. Gene Ontology annotation, molecular function: SUMO activating enzyme activity. The record is from RefSeq and is a predicted model, not a curated record. The transcript has 3 exons. Gene Ontology annotation, cellular component: cytoplasm; SUMO activating enzyme complex. NCBI's taxonomy places the organism in Eukaryota, Apicomplexa, Aconoidasida, Haemosporida, Plasmodiidae. Gene Ontology annotation, biological process: protein sumoylation.
AUGCAAAACAGAAAUCCUCCAUUAAAGAAACAACGAACUUACGAAGUUGUUAACCUGAACGAGGUAGAAGAUAAAAGAGAAAAUUUCACAAAUAUUAAUUCUUUAGAUAAAAUGGAAGAUAAUAAAAUAGAUACCGAUUUAUAUUCACGACAAUUGGGAACAUAUGGAUAUGAAUUAAUGAACAAAUUAAUAAAAUUAAAUAUUUUAAUAAUAAAUGUUAAAAGUGUUGGAUUAGAAUGUGCAAAAAAUUUGAUUUUAUCAGGUCCCAAAUCUGUCUGUAUUUAUGAUAAUGAUAUAUGUGAAAUAAGUGAUGUAGGUGUUAAUUUUUACAUUAGUGAAAGUAAUGUACAUAAUAAAAAUUGCAGAAGUGAUGCUGUGUUGAAACAUUUACAAGAACUUAAUAAUUAUGUACAUGUAUACAAUUUUAAAGGGGAAAUUGAUAAAAAUAUGUUAGAAAAGUUUGAUGUAGUUGUUGCGUGUGAUAUUAAUAAUAAUGAUAUAAUAAAAUAUAAUAAUUUAGUUAGGAGUAUAAAAACCAAAAAAAUAGCUUUUUUAUGUUGCAAUAUUUAUGGGUUGUGUGGAUAUAUUUUUGUUGAUUUUAAUAAUGAAUUUGUGUGCUAUGAUCAAACUGGAGAAAAUGUAAAGAGUUGCAAUGUGAGUAAAAUUAGUAAAGAAUCCGAAGGAAAAGUUUCAUUUGAUUUUGAUAAAUCUGCGCCAUUUCAGAAUGGAGAUUAUGUGAAAUUUACAGAUGUUGAAGGAAUGACUGAAAUAAAUAACAAAAUAUAUAAAAUAAAUAAUUUGCAGAAAUACACAUUUACAAUAGGAGAUACAAGUAAUUUCAGUAAUUAUAUAAAAGGUGGAAUAUGUACUCAACUAAAAAUACCCUUGAAACUAAAUUUUCAUUCUUAUGAAUAUAUAAGCAAAUAUCCAUUAAGUAAAAAAGUCGAAAGAAAAGAAAUUAUAAUUAAUGAUACUAUACAUGAAGAAAUAGGAAUACCUGAUUCUUUUAUUGUUUCUGACUAUGCUAAAAUUGAUAUGAGCAACCAAUUACAUUAUGCUAUCCAAGCUCUAAAGUGGUAUGAAGCACAAAAUAAUAAUAUGUUACCCGAAAAUUAUGAAGAAGAAGUUUUUGAAAAAAUAUACAAAUACGCAGUAGAGUUAAAUGAAAAAGAUAAACAACAGGAAUUGAAUCAAAGUGUAGAAGAACUGAAAAAAGAGAUAGUAUAUAACGUAUCUAGAUAUUGCAAAUCUCAUAUAGCACCUGUUGCUUCCUUUUUCGGGGGGUUAUUAGCUCAAGAAGUAAUAAAAUUUACAGGGAAAUUUAUGCCUAUAUACCAAAUACUAUAUUUAGACUUCUUUGAAUGCAUCACAUCCACAGAACCUGAUAUGAAUGAAAUAAAAAAAUUAAAUUGUAAAAACGAUAAUAUAAUAUCGAUAUUUGGGAAAUCAUUUCAAAAAAAAUUAAAUGAGUUAAAUGUGUUUUUAGUUGGUUCUGGCGCUUUAGGUUGUGAAUAUUCUAAACUUUUUUGUUUGCUUGAUAUGUGUGAAUCAAAUAAUAACGGUGUUUUAACAAUUACAGAUAAUGAUAAUAUCGAAAUUUCAAAUUUAAAUAGACAAUUUUUAUUUAGAAGGGAGCAUGUUGGAAAAUCAAAAUCGCAUAUAGCAUCAGAAAUAAUAAAGAAUAAAAAUAAAAAUAUAAAUGUUCAAUCUUUAGAGACAAAAAUUUGUGCGGAAAAUGAGCAUAUUUUUAAUGAAUCAUUUUGGGAAAGGCAAAAUAUUAUUGUUAAUGCUUUAGAUAAUAUUCAAGCUAGACAAUAUGUAGAUAAUAAAUGUGUAUGGUAUUCCAAGCCAUUAUUUGAAUCAGGAACAUUAGGAACUAAAGGAAAUGUUCAAAUUAUCAUUCCAUUUUUAACUCAGUCAUACAAUGAUAGUUAUGAUCCUCCAGAAGAUUCUAUUCCUUUAUGCACGUUAAAACAUUUUCCAUAUGAUAUUGUACACACAAUUGAAUAUGCUAGAGAUAUUUUUCAAGGAUUAUUUUAUAAUACACCUUUGAACAUACAACAAUUUUUAAAUAAUAAAAAAGAUUAUAUUCAAAAGAUAGAAGAAGAAGGUAAUAAUGCUACUUUAUUAGAAACUUUACAAAAUGUUAUUAAUACAUUGAAGGAAGUUUCAAAUCAAUGUAAUUUUGAAUUUUGCAUUAGGAAAUCAGUUGAAUUAUUUCACACAAAUUUUAUAAAUCAAAUUAAUCAGUUACUACAUUCUUUUCCUAUUGAUUAUAAAUUAUCUAGUGGAGAAUAUUUUUGGAUAGGUCAAAAAAAACCACCUCAACCCAUUAGUUUUGAUUUAAAUAAUGAAUAUGUCACAGAAUUUUUAUUAAGUACAUCAAAUUUAUAUGCACAAGUUUAUAAUAUACCUAGUUGUUAUGAUAUUAAUUUUAUUAAAGAAGUGGCAAAUAAAAUUGAAGUAAAGCCAUUUCAACCAAAAAGUGUAAAAGUCAAUAUUGAUGAAAAAAAUUUGAACAACAUUUCGUUUUCACAUACAUCAGAAGCAAAACUAAUAGAAGAUUAUUGUGAAGAGUUAUUAAAAAUAGAAACAAGUAAUAUAAAAGUAACUCCCAUAGAAUUUGAUAAAGAUGAAGAAACUAAUUUACAUGUAAAUUUCAUUUAUUCAUUUGCUAAUUUAAGAGCAAAAAAUUAUAAGAUUGAAACUUGUGAUAAAUUAAAAGCAAAAAUUGUUGCAGGAAAAAUUAUACCAGCACUUGCAACAACAACAUCUAUGAUAACAGGGUUAGUAGGCAUAGAAUUAUUAAAAUAUGUAAAUUAUUAUGAUUAUAUACAAAAGUAUGUUAAAUUAUCAGAAGAAGAAAGAAAAAAAGAAAAAGAUAUUUUAUCUUAUUUUAAAAAUGCAUUCAUAAAUUCAGCAUUACCCCUAUUUCUUUUUUCGGAACCAAUGCCACCACUUAAAACUGUUGAUAAAGAGUAUGACGAGUUGAUGAAGGGACCAAUCAGAGCUAUACCAAAUGGAUUUACAUCUUGGGAUAAAAUACAAAUUUCAAUAAAAAAUGGAACCAUUAAAAACUUAAUAGAUUAUUUAAAUGAAAAAUAUACCAUAGAGGUAAAUUUAAUAUCCGUUGGUAAUGCAUGUCUGUAUAACUGUUAUUUACCUGCACACAAUAAAGAAAGAUUGAAUAAGCCUAUACAUGAAAUAUAUAUGCAAAUAACAAAGCAAAAAUUACCUGAUGAUAAAAAUUAUAUUAUUGUUGAAGCUAGCUGUAAUGAUCAGGACCUUGUAGAUGUUUUAAUACCUUCUAUUAAAUUUAUAUAUAAAUAA